CCACAGUCCCUGGCACAGUUCGGGCGCCCCAAAAUCGAUGGGGAGCUGAAAGUCUCCAGGCCUGAGCGACGCUCCAAGGUGGACAGGUACGGCUUCCUCCUGGACAAGGCCCUGAUCAUCUGCAAGCGCCGGGGAGACUCCUACGAGGCCAAGGACGUGGUGGACCUGCAGAGCCACCAACUGCGGGAUGGUGAUCUCGGUCCCCGUGAUGGCAAGAAGUGGACCCACACCUUCCUGCUCAUCGACAUGGCCGGGCCGCAGAGCUACGAGCUCUUCUUCAAGACCCGGGAGCUGAAGAAGAAGUGGUUGGAGCAGUUCGAGAUGGCCCUCUCCAACAUCUUCCCCGAGCACGCCCUGGCCGAUGGGCAUGAAUUCCAGAUGUUCUCCUUCGAGGACACCACAUGCUGCAGGGCCUGCCAGAUGUUGCUGAGAUUCGGGCUCUGGCGCGAGGAAGGUAACAACGAAAUGGGUCAAAAUGGGCUGAAAUGCCUUGAACUUAGGAGUGGGGAGACCCCAGUGGGGACCAAGUCGCAACGGCCGGGCCCUGAGAAGAAACGAGACCUGGGGCUGCCCAAGAUGGAGGCGAGCCAGUCCUAUAGCGGCAUCCCCCCACCGCCGGGGGCCUUGGGUCCUGCCCUACGCCUCAGCCCUGGGGACGUCGUGGAGGUCACCGUGGCCGAGGCCGAGCAGCUCUGGUGGCAGGGCAGGAACGUGGCCAACGGUGACCUGGGCUGGUUCCCUUGCACCGCCGUGAGACCCUUCAUCUGCGUGCCGUUGCCAGAUCUCUCCGUCUACCCCUGGUACGCCGGUCCCAUGGAGCGAGGGGAAGCUGAGCAGCUCCUGAUGCCCCGCUCCGACGCCCCACCGCAUCCCAGGUACCGCGGGGAGGUGAAGCACAUCAAGGUGAUGACGGCCGAGGGGCUCUACCGCGUCACCGAGAAGAAGGCGUUCAAGGGGCUGGUGGAGCUGGUGGAGUUCUACCAGCGUAACUCGCUCAAGGAU
This is a messenger RNA of Mesitornis unicolor (brown roatelo), 1002 nucleotides long. Its product is annotated as proto-oncogene vav-like. The transcript is spliced from 12 exons. NCBI's taxonomy places the organism in Eukaryota, Metazoa, Chordata, Aves, Mesitornithiformes, Mesitornithidae. Gene Ontology annotation, cellular component: cytoplasm. The record is from RefSeq and is a predicted model, not a curated record. The annotation marks the transcript as partial. Gene Ontology annotation, biological process: cell migration; regulation of GTPase activity. Gene Ontology annotation, molecular function: protein binding; guanyl-nucleotide exchange factor activity.